Seminavis robusta is the source of this 459-nucleotide messenger RNA. The record is from the annotation of a GenBank genome assembly. Lineage: Eukaryota; Bacillariophyta; Bacillariophyceae; Naviculales; Naviculaceae.
AUGGAGGAUGUCAGCAAAACAAGCUCUUGGAAGACUGUGCUUCACCCCAACGAAAAGCUGGCCCAGGCUGAUGCCCACAACGUUUCCCUCCGAGUGUGGUAUUUGAGUGGAGAAACUUUCCGUCUCAGAGGAAAGCUCAGCUUUCAGCAGCAUUUGCAGCUUCCAGUCUAUCGCAUGGAGUUCAUUGGCGACCAGUUGGAUUUGUCCUCUGGCGAUUUCAUGAGAUUCUCCAGCAAACUCUUUGACCUACCUCAUCCUUCAAAGUGGUUGGUUGGCAAGCCACGUAAACUCGGUUCGGCUAAUGCCUUGGCUCGUCUCCUUGUUAUCGAAUUUGAGACUGGUAACAGUGCGAUCUCUCGCGUUGCCAAGAUGCAGCUCACAUUCAUGAUGAAUGAAUAUGUCGAUCAUGGCCGUCAGUUUAUUAAGAGAAUUCAACAGGCCCGAGAAGAUGCAGUCUAG